AUGGAUUUUGAUAACUUUUAUAUCAAAAAUACGAAACAACAUGGAAUGAUUCAGAUGAUUAUAGGUCCAAUGUUUAGUGGUAAAACAACAGAACUUUUUCGACUUGCUAAUAUGCAUAUUCUAGCAAAAAAAAAAGUGAUAAUUGUUAAAUAUGAAAGAGAUACACGUUAUGAUAGUAAAUUUGCCUCAACUCAUGAUGAAAAAACAAUGGAAGCUAUAAGUGCUAUUCAUUUAAAAGAUAUCUUUGAUAAUAUAAAAGAACAUGAUGUCAUUGGGAUUGAUGAAGGUCAAUUUUUUGAUGAUAUUGUUUGGGGAGCUGAAAAAUUAGCAUCAAUGGGAAAAUUAGUAAUUGUUGCUGCAUUAGAUGGAGAUUUUCAAAGACGUCCUUUUGAAAGUAUCGUAAAUUUAUAUCCAUUAGCUGAAAAAAUUAAAAAAAUUAAUGCUGUAUGUCGUUCUUGUGGAUUUUUUGCUUCAUUUACCUUUCGAACAACAGAUAGUUCUGAUUUAGAAAUUAUCGGUGGUGAAGAUAUGUAUAAAGCUGUAUGCCGUGAAUGUUUUUAUAAAUUUAAAAAUAAUCAAUUUCAAAAUCAAAUGAUAGAUAAUAUUAAUAGAGAUAUUGAUAAAAUUUCAUUAUCUAAUAUAUCAGAUACCAUAACAAAAUAUGAAACUGAAAAUUAUAAUUCAAAAAAUAUUUCAUUAUCUGUAAGAAAAACUGCAUGA
Strongyloides ratti is the source of this 720-nucleotide messenger RNA. RefSeq names its product Thymidine kinase, cytosolic. Gene Ontology annotation, molecular function: ATP binding; thymidine kinase activity. The transcript has 3 exons. Gene Ontology annotation, biological process: thymidine metabolic process. NCBI's taxonomy places the organism in Eukaryota, Metazoa, Nematoda, Chromadorea, Rhabditida, Strongyloididae. The coding region runs from base 1 to 720 and encodes 239 amino acids. The record is from RefSeq and is a predicted model, not a curated record.